AUAGGUUGCACGAACAGUCUUCUUGUGGCACUGAUGUACAAAAAAUGUCGUACGCAGAAAAUCACUUAUUUAUUUAUAUUUAUAUCCUAAAUUAAGUUGCUUUUUUCUGAGUCAAAUACCUACAGAUCCAUGGCAGAUGUUUGCGGCCGCAGAAGACUAUGAUUGGUGUGCAUGCAUGUAAUGUAAAUAAGCCUACAAUCAAUCCUGACCCACCAUUAAGUGUACGGUUGCUCGGCAACCGAGGACGCAGAGAUGACGUUUUACGUAGAGGUGUAUCUAUGGCUGCGGACGACGCGUUGGUAAUCCUGUUGCGAUCAAGAAGAGGUAGAGAAGUGCUUCGUUUAUGAUAACUUAACGUAAUGGUGGAUUACAAAAUACCCAAAGACUGCUGGGCCCACUGUAACGUAAUCUAAAGGAAGAAUUUAUACCGGAUCGCCUACUCAUUUGUUUAAACUUCGCUGCUAAGAUGUAUCACAAAGAGAAGAGCAUCCAGAUCAAAAACAGCGCCUCAGCACUGUACAACAACCUCGGCGUGCUACGUAUCGCCCCGAGGAGCCUCACCUACUUCACGGUGGUCCAUGCUAACGUGGUUAACAUGGUCAGUGCGUCCUGGGACGGCCUCAACUAUUCACACCGCCAGCUGCAGUCCAAGGAGCCAAAUGUUGCCACAAGCACAUCGCUCAUCAUGCAGGCUGCGUUUUGUGCUCUGCCCUCUCGUGAUCUGCUGGUGGUGACCUCUCAGAAAGGCAUCCAGAUUUAUGAAUCUGAUGGCUCCACCAUGGUGUACUGGCAUGCACUGGAUACUCCGGAAACACCUACAGAUCAGGCAGUGUUUGCUCGGGGGAUAUCAGCAGUGGGCAAAAGUUAUAUAUGUGUGGGUGAUUCAUGUGGUGCAAUUCUAGUAUUUGAUGUUCCCAGUAAAGGCAGUAAUAUUACUCUGUCAGAUGUACUGAAGGGGCACAAGAAGUCCAUCACUGACAUUGCCUCAGAGUGCUCAGGCAGCCAGGAGUGCAUAGCUGAUCUCAUCAGUGCGGAUGAUGGGGGCAACCUGUGUGUGUGGAAGUCUGGGGAGACAUUUCAGCGGUUCAACAACAUCCCUGGCUUUGAUAUAAGCUGCACAUCGGUCAAAUUAUGGAAAGGUACAGCCGUGGCAGGUUAUGGCACAGGCCAGAUUCGUCUCUAUGAAGCAGUGACGGGAAUCCUGCACGCUGAGGUCAAUGCCCACGCUCGCUGGAUAUACUCUCUGGACAUUGCACCUUUUUCCGGGCUGCUUCUGUCUGCGGCUGAGGACUCUCUGGUCAGGGUGUGGCACCUGUCAAUAAAACCAGAGUCCCUAAGCGUAGAGGUGGCCCAUUUGCACAAUGAGUGUGUGACGGACACACAAAUCUGUGGCGCCAAGUUCUGUGACGGCGAUGGUUACGCCUUUGCAGUGACGGGGUAUGACCUAAGUGAGAUUAUUCGGUACACCCAGUCGUAGGACUUUGCUGUAGUUGACGUAUAUGAAUGUGAAUUUGGUAAAUUGGAGAAUUUCCUGAAAGAAAUCAUGACCUAGAAGAGACUUAAGCUUAAGGUCAGGUAGACAUUCUGCAAGGAUUGUGGUAAAAUCUUGUUUCAUGAUAUUUUUGUCUAUAAAGGUUUAGAGAAAAUUACAAAUAAUGUGUACAUGUGAAGCUAUAAAAGUUAUAAAAUAUUAUAUUGUUCUUUCUGAAAAAAAGUAUGUUUUAAAUAACUGUACCCAUUAAACAUUUUUAUAAAGAAGAAA
Molecule: messenger RNA, 1762 nt
Organism: Eleginops maclovinus (Patagonian blennie)
Lineage: Eukaryota; Metazoa; Chordata; Actinopteri; Perciformes; Eleginopidae
Gene: wdr54
Product: WD repeat domain 54
Exons: 11
Coding region: 467-1477 (336 amino acids)
Molecular function (GO): protein binding
Source: RefSeq, a predicted model, not a curated record